UAUACAUAGGAACGUUAUUUUCUUCCUGGUCUGGGCGGCAGUGUGUCACAAUGGCGCUGUGGGCCUGUGUUGUGUUGUGGGUGGCCAGUCUCUGUCUUGCAGCAGGUGUGAGGCAAAAUGUCGCCCAGGGAACACCAGCAUGGAUGAGCACUACACGUCAACCUACACAGUCUGCUGGUAAUGCUGUAGAUGGAGUGACUACUGCAACAAGUGAUAGGUACUCAGCACACACCAGUGAGAGUCAAGCUAAUGCUUGGUGGAAGGUGGAUCUACAGUUGCAAGUACAGUCACCAGUGGUUAGCAUCUACUUCAGAACAGACUAUAAGAAACGACGUAAUGGCCUCCAACUCUACACCUCUGGGACAAAUUCAUCUGACCCCAAAGAAGGAGAUAUAUGUGACACAGUUAGAGGACGUGCUGACGGUACAGACAUUCCUGAUGUCCUGAAUGUCACCUGUCCUGGGACCUGGCGCUACCUGACCGUAUACACAGAGACUGAUAAUGAUGAGUAUGGUGCUAUCUUGGACUUCGCUGAAGUACAGGUGUGGGUACCCAGAGCAUGCGAUUUGGAGCAUUAUGGAGUCAACUGUGGCCAGUCCUGUGAUACACGUCACUGCAAGAUGGACUCCAGCUGUGAUGUAACACUUGGACAGUGUGUCGGUGGAUGUGCGGCUGGAUAUCAGGGAACGGACUGUACUCAAGCCUGUGGCACUUCGAUUUAUGGAGAAGAAUGUAGCAAGUCCUGCAGCAGCCGUCACUGUCAGACGCCAUCUAACACAUGUGAUCACGUGACUGGAAGGUGUCCCAACGGCUGUAUGCCUGGUUACACGGGAGAUGACUGUUUACAAAGUUCAGCGUGUGCGUCUGGUCGUUAUGGAGACAGCUGUAGCAAGGACUGCAACUCCCGAUACUGCCUCAACACGAGAGACCCCUGUCCCCCUGACACAGGGGCGUGUUCAGCGUGCCAACCAGGGUGGGCAGGACCAGACUGUACAGAAUGUGUGCCUGGUCGUUAUGGAGACAGCUGUAGCAAGUACUGCAACUCCCGAUACUGCCUCAACACAGAGGAUUCCUGUCCUUCUGACACAGGGGCGUGUUCAGCGUGCCAACCAGGGUGGGCAGGACCAGACUGUACAGAAUGUGUGCCUGGUCGUUAUGGAGACAGCUGUAGCAAGUACUGCAACUCCCGUCACUGUCGCAACGCAGGAGACUCCUGUCCUCCUGCCACAGGGGCGUGUUCAUGGUGCCAACCAGGGUGGGCAAGACCAGACUGUACAGAAUGUGUGCCUGGUCGUUAUGGAGACAGCUGUAGCAAGUACUGCAACUCCCGUCACUGUCGCAACGCAGGAGACUCCUGUCCUCCUGCCACAGGGGCGUGUUCAUGGUGCCAACCAGCGUGGGCAAGACCAGACUGUACAGCAUGUAUUUCAGAAUGUGUGCCUGGUCGUUAUGGAGACAGCUGUAGCAAGUACUGCAACUCCCGUCACUGUCGCAACGCAGGAGACUCCUGUCCUCCUGCCACAGGGGCGUGUUCAUGGUGCCAACCAGGGUGGGCAAGACCAGACUGUACAGUAUGCGCCUCCGGAUAUUAUGGAAGCAGCUGCAACCAACUGUGUAGUAACACUCACUGCAGUCAUACCUGUGGUGGAAUACAGUGGAGUUGUAUCGGUGGAUGUUUGGCUGGAUACCACGGACAAUACUGUACACAAGUAUGCAACUCUCGGAAUUAUGGAGCCAACUGUGGCCAGUCCUGUGCUGCACGUGGCUGCAAGAUGGCCUCCAGCUGUAAUGUAACACAUGGGCAAUGUGUCGGUGGAUGUGCGGCUGGAUAUCAGGGAACAGACUGUAGACAAGCAUGCACGUCUGGUGUCACGUACGGAGACAACUGUAGCAAGUCCUGUUAUUCCCGCCACUGUGUCAACAACCUGGCUUCCUGUCCUCCUAACACAGGGGCGUGUUCAAGUGCAGGCUGCCAAGCGGGGUGGGCAGGAACUGACUGUACAGUAUGCGCCUCUUGGUAUUAUGGAGCCAACUGUGGCCAGUCCUGUGCUGCACGUCACUGCAAGAUGGACUCCAGCUGUGAUGUGAUACAGGGCGAGUGUGUCGGUGGAUGUGCAGCUGGAUAUCAGGGAACAGACUGUACUCAAGCGUGUGCGUCUGGUAGUUAUGGAGACAGCUGUAGCAAGGACUGCAACUCCCGUCACUGCUUCAACACGAAAGACCAAUGUCCUCCUGUCACAGGGGCGUGUUCAUGGUGCCAACCAGGGUGGGCAAGACCAGACUGUACAGUAUGCGCCUCCGGAUAUUAUGGAAGCAGCUGCAACCAACUGUGUAGUAACACUCACUGCAGUCAUACCUGUGGUGGAAUACAGUGGAAUUGUAUCGGUGGAUGUUUGGCUGGAUACCAUGGACAUUACUGUACACAAGUAUGCAACUCUGGGUAUUAUGGAGCCAACUGUGGCCAGUCAUGUGCUGCACGUCACUGCAAGAUGGACUCCAGCUGUGAUGUGACACAAGGGCAGUGUGUCGGUGGAUGUGCGGCUGGAUAUCAUGGAACAGACUGUAGACAAGCAUGCACGUCUGGUGUCGCGUACGGAGACAACUGUAGCAAGUACUGCAACUCCCGCCACUGUGUCCACAACUUGGCUUCCUGUCCUCCUGACACAGGAGCAUGUUCAAGUGCAGGCUGCCGAACGGGGUGGGCAGGAACUGACUGUACAGGAUGCCUUUUAUCGUCGCUGCGUUUGAAUAAUUCCAUCAACAACACUGGGUAUUAUGGAGCCAACUGUGGCCAGUCCUGUGACGCACGUCAAUGCAAGAUGGACUUCAGCUGUGAUGUGACACAAGGGCGUUGUGUCGGUGGAUGUGCGGAUGGAUAUCAAGGAAUAGACUGUAGACAAGAGUGUGUCUACGGGAUGUACGGAGAAGGAUGUAGCAAGUCCUGCAGUAACCGUCACUGUAAGACGCCAUCUAACCAAUGUAAUCACGUGACUGGAAGGUGUCCCGCCGGCUGUGUCACUGGUUUCACUGGAGAUGACUGUUUACAAAACUGUCCAGAUGGCUAUUAUGGAACUACCUGUUCCCUGAGUUGUGCUGAGAGACAUUGUAACAGUUCCUCCUGUCCUACUGAUGGGGCCUGUGGCACUGGGUGUGAGGCGGGAUGGACACUGCAGAGUUGCACACAAGAGUGUCCCAGGGGAAAGUAUGGCGUCAACUGUGACUCUGUCUGUGGCCACUGUGCUGAUAACAUCACAUGUGAUCACAUCACUGGAACCUGUCCGGGUGGAUGUCAGCCAGGAUGGCAACACCAACUGUGUCAGACAGGUUGUGACAAUGGGAAAUUCGGCUCGAACUGUGAGCGGGACUGCGGCCAGUGUAACGGGACGUGUGAUGUUAUUGAUGGACGAUGUCCCUGGGGAUGUACCGAGGGGUACAACGGUUCUCACUGCUCUGUAAAGCUUUCUCCUUUAAAUAAAAUGCAGUCAUCAAAUGUUUUGGUACCAGCCGUGUCAGGAACAGUUGUAGGGUUGCUGGUGGUUGCCAUAGUUGUUGCUGUUGUGGUUCUUGUGGGCAGGAGGAGACGGAGGUUUCAAGAUAGCGAUGUGACCAAACACUCUGCACACUUCCGCCCUGAAGAGAAUGGCGCUUUGGCAAACGUAGUUCUGGAUGAGAACAGAACAGGCCACCAGAAGCCACCUAUAAAACCCAAACCUGCCCCACAAGCUGCAUCCAGCAAACAGCUGAGUUCCGAAGACGAAGGCCAUGAGGAAGAAGAUUUGGACGAGGAAGUUCAACCUCCUGACAGUUGUUACUACAACGCAGAAGCCGAAGACGCCAUCAGAGACGUUGCUGUGCCUGAACUUGCUGCAACUGUGGCGAUGCUUAAACAGAGGAAAGAUGGGUUUGAAAGAGAAUAUAACAUGAGUCCACUUUGCAAUGUCGUGGUUUUGCAUUGCUUUUCUAGUUUGUCUCUAAAUGGUAAAGGGGGUGUUGGGUUGGGCUAG
This is a messenger RNA of Haliotis rubra (blacklip abalone), 4004 nucleotides long. Its product is annotated as multiple epidermal growth factor-like domains protein 11. The coding region runs from base 51 to 4004 and encodes 1317 amino acids. Gene Ontology annotation, molecular function: scavenger receptor activity. The transcript is spliced from 27 exons. The record is from RefSeq and is a predicted model, not a curated record. Lineage: Eukaryota; Metazoa; Mollusca; Gastropoda; Lepetellida; Haliotidae.